Scaptodrosophila lebanonensis is the source of this 1945-nucleotide messenger RNA. RefSeq names its product branched-chain-amino-acid aminotransferase, cytosolic (gene Bcat). The transcript is spliced from 6 exons. Gene Ontology annotation, cellular component: mitochondrion. Gene Ontology annotation, biological process: L-leucine biosynthetic process; L-valine biosynthetic process. NCBI's taxonomy places the organism in Eukaryota, Metazoa, Arthropoda, Insecta, Diptera, Drosophilidae. The record is from RefSeq and is a predicted model, not a curated record. Bases 177 to 1505 code for a protein of 442 amino acids. Gene Ontology annotation, molecular function: branched-chain-amino-acid:2-oxoglutarate transaminase activity.
AUGUUAUUACAAAACAAAUUCAUAUAGCUAAAAAAGCUUGUGCAUAAGAUCAGUGGCACAAAUAUUUAUAAAUUUGCUGACACUUGUAUUCCAUAACCCUAAUAUUAGUUGUUAUCAUCUUUAAAGAAGCGCACUUGUUCCUUUUUUGUAUCAAUUACAAUUUGAACAGAUAUAAAAUGACUACUAAAAUGGCGAUAAAUGCAAAGGAUAUUUUCCGCAAUCAACAUCGCCUGAUACGCUUCAUUGAGCAAUCUAUCCGAUUGUGCAGCAAUCAAUCGCUAAAAGCAGCAAGGCAGAAAUUAAGCGAAAACCAAGCAGAUGACUUUAAAAUCACCUCCUCGGUCAACACAGAGUACUCACAUUCUCUGGAGCCAAUUAAGCAUGACAAGGACCUUGGACAUUUAUUCAAAGCAUCACAGUUGACGGUCCGUCUCGCCUCGCCACAGCAACUGCAACCGAAGCCUGAUAAUGAUGAAGCACUGGGAUUUGGCAAACUCUUCACUGAUCAUAUGCUUAAGAUUUAUUACCAUAAAAGUUUGGGUGGCUGGCAGAAACCUGAGAUCACACCCCUUGAGAAUCUAGUUAUGCAUCCAGCAGCCAAGGUCCUUCAUUAUGCAGUAGAGCUUUUUGAAGGAAUGAAAGCGUAUCGUGGAGUAGAUGGAAAAAUCCGCAUAUUUCGGCCCGACAUGAACAUGCAUCGCAUGAAUCUGGCUGCCAUGCGCUCCGGCCUUCCUACAUUCGAGGGCAAGGAGUUUGUCGCCUGCCUAUCUCGCCUUCUAUCUAUUGACUCAGAAUGGGUUCCACAUACAGACACAGCUAGCUUAUACAUAAGACCCACUCUAAUCGGCAUCGACCCAACCUUGGGUGUUGCAUCUUCCGACUCUGCUCUGCUCUACUCCAUACUCAGUCCGGUAGGUAGCUACUUCAAGUCGGAUAGCAGCGGAGCCGUUUCACUACUGGCCGAUCCCAGCUAUACCCGCGCUUGGCCCGGAGGUGUAGGAAAUCGUAAAAUGGGCUCUAACUAUGCCCCUACCAUCAAUGUACAAAAGGAAGCGGCGGCUCGCGGCCUGCAGCAAGUUUUGUGGCUCUACGGCGAAGAUCAUCAACUAACUGAAGUUGGCACGAUGAACAUUUUUAUGUUCUAUAUAAACGAUAAAGGAGAACAAGAGCUGAUUACACCUCCCCUAAAUGGUCUUAUUCUACCAGGAAUUACACGUGACUCUAUUCUGGGUUUGGCACGCCAGUGGGGAAAGUUUAAGGUGUGCGAGGGUGUCAUUACAAUGCCCAAGGUCUGCGAACUGCUUAAUCAAGGACGACUCCUGGAGCUCUUUGGAACUGGCACUGCCUGCGUGGUGAGCCCUAUAAGCCGCAUCAACUACAUGGGUCAGGACUUGUAUAUACCAACAAUGGAGCAAGAGAAGCCGGUGCAUGAACGCAUACGCGAAACACUAACUGAUAUACAAUAUGGCAGGGUGGAUCAUCCUUGGUCGGUCGUUAUUGACUAAGAUGUGGGCACAUUAUCCCGGUGUACGGUUGCAAAGCAAUCGUGCACGUCAUUGUAUUAGUAGGCUAUAGCGAAAUAGUUUUGUGGGUUGCCAGUGUUCUCGAAUUAUUCGUGCUGCAUUUACUUAAAGAGCGUUUAUAGUGUUAAGUAGUUAGUAGUCAGUUAGUAAAUAUACAUAUGUACCACAGUAUAAAUCUACAUUGGACUAGUUUUACCCUACAAUUAAUGUAAUGCCAAGAAAGUACUAUGACAGACACAAUAGAGCUCGAACACUCAGAUAUAUUAUAAUACAAAAGUAAGGACUUGCAGUCAAAUGCGUGGGAUCUAUACAGUACUAGUGCUCUCAAAUACUUUUAAAUUCACAACACCAAUUUAUUUAUUUGUUUUUUUUUUAACUUUUCAAUUUUUCAAACUAUUAAAAAUUUUUGUACAUGCUUUGUA